AUGGAUGUGAAUACAGAGCGAUUCCGCUCCAUGCCAUCUAGAACUGCCAGUCGCUCGUCUUCGAGUUACUUCCAGAGCAGCGAUAGCCAAGCACAUCUUGACCACACUGCAGCCCGGAGCUCCUUGGCCCCCAGGCGACCACAGACCAGUCUAAGCGAAUACUCUGGAUACGAUCACUCAGGGAAUAGCACAAGACCUAACAUCUCAAGACCUUCUACUGUACGCCCUGGAUCGAGACCUGGUACUGCAUCUGGAAGGAAGUCUUGCAAUGGAACCGCCUCAUCAAUACUAGGGUUCAGCGAAGCGCAGACCAUUGUGUGCGCAGUGAGCGAGGCUCGUGGAGUUUCUCCUGCAGUCGGAAUCGCAUUUGUUAAUGUUUCUCUUGGGGAGGCUGUCAUCAGUCAAAUAUGUGACAAUCAAUCAUAUGUCAAAACAAUUCACAAGAUCCAGCUGUCUGCACCCUCACGCAUUCUCUUCAUGACUACUGCCUGUCCACCAAACAACCCCAGCACCCUCUUUUCUCUUAUACAAGACCUCAUUCCUGAAACUCAAAUUGACGCGAUGGAACGGUCAGCAUGGUCUGAGACAGAAGGGCUGGAGUAUAUACACAACCUAGCUUUCAAGGAUGACAUCAAACCUUUGAAGGUGGCUACACAGGGCAAGUUCUAUGCCAUUAGCUCUCUUGCCGCUGCAAUGAAGUAUAUUCAACAACACUUCUCAAUCAACUUCGUGCCGCACUCGCUCCGCAUCCAAUACCGACCUUCAGAAGAUACCAUGAUGAUUGACAUUUCGGCUAUUCAAUCGCUUGAGAUCAUGCAGAAUCUACGAAACUCAAAGUCUAAAGAUUCUCUCUUCGGCCUACUGAACCAUACAUGCACCCCGAUGGGUUCAAGGAUGCUUCGUAGCAAUAUGCUUCAGCCACCCACUCGCCCAGAUCUCUUCAUCACACCUCGGUAUGAUGCGUUGGACGAGUUGACCACUAAUGAAGAAAUGUUCUUGGAGAUUCAAGAACAGAUCAACCAGGUCCUCAUGAUCAAGAGCUUUCUGGAGUCAAUCCCCGAACUUCACACGGCGUUGGGUCCUGCCAACAGCGUGUUACUAACCAAGGUCCGAGAGCUGUGUCGCCCUGAAAUCACAAGCCACAGUCUCAAUACGAUCCGACAGACAAUUGAAGCGGAUGUUACUUACAUGAAGUCUGCGCUAGAUCUUCGAAAUCAGAGAACCUUUGCUGUCAAAGCGGGCAUCAACGGAAUGCUUGAUGUUGCUCGCCAGACAUACAAAGAGCUCACCGAAGAUAUCCACCAGCACAUCGAUGUUUUGAAUGAGGUACACGGACUUGAUGCUAACCUCCGAUACGAUAAUGGGCGCAAGUAUUGGCUAAGGCUGCGAGCGGCAGACUUCGAUGACCGUCCCCUUCCGGAUCUGUUGAUCAAUGUGGUGCGAAAGAAGGACAAGAUUGAAUGCCAGACACUUGACUUGGUCAAGCUCAAUCUGAGGUUGUCCGAUACCUCCAAUGAGGUUGUCAUUCGAAGCGACAAGGUUGUACAAGACUUGCUGAAAGAACUACGUUCUGAUGUCCCACACUUGUUCCGCGUCUGCGAAUCGGUUGCGCUUGUCGACAUGAUCUCUUCAUUUGCGCAGCUUGCAACUACCCGGGACUACGUGAAGCCAGAUCUCAGCACGACGCUCGCAUUGAAAGCAGCGAGACACCCUGUCCUCGAUAAAACCAUGAACGGCAGCUUUGUACCCAAUGAUUAUUACUCCACAGAGCAAUAUUGCUUCCACAUCGUGACGGGCUGUAAUAUGAGUGGGAAAAGCACCUACAUACGGGCGGUCGCAUUGCUUCAGAUCAUGGCGCAAAUCGGAUCGUUUGUGCCUGCCGAGUAUGCCGCUUUCUCCAUCAUCCACAGCAUAUUUGCUCGAGUUUCGCUUGACGACAACAUUGAGAGUAACCUUUCGACCUUUUCUGUUGAAAUGCGAGAAAUGUCCUUCAUCCUGAGGAACAUUGACGAUAAGAGUCUCGCUGUGAUUGACGAGCUGGGCCGGGCCACAAGCAACCGAGAUGGCCUAGCAAUUGCGAUUGCAAUGUCUGAAGCAUUGAUUCAAAGCAGAGCAUCUGUCUGGUUUGCGACCCACUACAUUGAUCUAACAAAGGUUCUUGCGGAUCGCCCGGGUAUUCUCAACCUGCACCUCGCGGCCACUACCUCUACAACUGAAGAUGGGCUGCCGCAUAUCACAAUGCUUUACAAGGCGACCUCUGGUGCCACCAGGGGCGAAGAACACUACGGCAUCAAUUUGGCACGUGCGAUCGGGCUUCCUCAGUCCUUCAUUGACAAAGCCGAAGAGGUGGCCAAGGACAUCAGGCGAAGACGAGAAACGACCAAGCGUAGCUCAGAGUCAACUCGGCUUGUAGCUCGUCGAAAGCUCAUUCUCAACUUACAGGAUGCAUUGAGACGGGCCAAGGAUUCUGGAAGCAAGGAGGCGCUUCCAGGUUACUUACAGCUUUUACAAGAAGAUUUUGUUGCCCGCAUGGAGGAAGUUGACAACAUGUAA
Molecule: messenger RNA, 2553 nt
Organism: Fusarium odoratissimum NRRL 54006
Lineage: Eukaryota; Fungi; Ascomycota; Sordariomycetes; Hypocreales; Nectriaceae
Product: DNA mismatch repair protein MSH4
Exons: 5
Coding region: 1-2553 (850 amino acids)
Biological process (GO): reciprocal meiotic recombination; mismatch repair
Cellular component (GO): nucleus
Molecular function (GO): mismatched DNA binding; ATP-dependent DNA damage sensor activity; ATP binding
Source: RefSeq, a predicted model, not a curated record